Messenger RNA from Rubroshorea leprosula, 871 nucleotides. NCBI's taxonomy places the organism in Eukaryota, Viridiplantae, Streptophyta, Magnoliopsida, Malvales, Dipterocarpaceae. The record is from the annotation of a GenBank genome assembly.
AAAAGUUUUGGAAAACUAUAGUGGCAUUUUGAUGCCUAAUACAGAACAACCCUUUCGCCUGAAUUGGGCAAGUUUUAGCACAGGUGAAAAGCGUUCAGAAAAUGGUCCUGAUCUUUCUAUCUUUGUUGGAGAUUAUUUGUUGUACGAAACUUUUGCUAAUAAAUAUCCUUCUGUUAAAGCUGCAAAAGUUGUAAUUGAUGCCAAUACUGGUCGAUCAAAAGGCUAUGGUUUUGUGAGGCGUAUGCGCGUUGGUGCUGCAACACCCAGGAAGUCGACUGGAUAUCAACAACACUAUUCCUCACAAGGUGGAUACAUGUCAAAUGGUGCUUCAGCUCAAUCUGAUGCUGAUUCCUCAAACACUACAAUAUUCGUUGGAGGGCUUGAUCCUAAUGUUACUGAUGAAGAGUUGAGGCAGCCUUUCUCUCAAUAUGGUGAAAUCAUCUCUGUCAAAAUACCUGGUGGAAAAGGAUGUGGGUUUGUACAAUUUGCAAACAGGAAAAAUGCUGAGGAGGCAUUGGAGAAGUUGAAUGGCGCGGUAAUUGGCAAGCAGACAGUUCGUCUUUCUCGGGGUCGCAAUCCUUCAAAUAAGCUGUUUAGAGCUGAUUUUGGCAACCAGUGGGGUGGACCUUACCAUGGAGAGCAAGUAUUUGAUGGUUAUGGAUACGCAUUGCCGCCACCUCAUGACCCAAACGUAUAUGCAGCAGUGGCUGCAGCUUACGGUCCUUACCCUCUCCAUGGCAGCCAUCAAUGAGAAACAAUCAUUUCAUGGGCGGCGGGUUCCACCAUCUUCGGAUUUUCCUCAUUGCCUUUGAAUGAAUUGUUACUUUAAUUAGUUUAGGUUGGAAUUUUUUAAUAAAAAUAAAAAAAUUUU